Pocillopora meandrina is the source of this 9388-nucleotide messenger RNA. Lineage: Eukaryota; Metazoa; Cnidaria; Anthozoa; Scleractinia; Pocilloporidae. The record is from the annotation of a GenBank genome assembly.
AUGUUUCCUUCUCAUAUGUCUGUGAAUGAUCUGGGUGUAUUUGCAGUAGUGAUGGUUUUUGGUUUGUUGAUUGUUCUUUUGUUCAUGUUUGACUUCGUAAGUAUGACAACUUUCCUUGCUAACGUUGGUAGCGCGCGUGGAAUAUUUAUUCACUUAAUUCACUGAAUGGCAUUCAAUUACAAUAUCGAUUACUCCAUUUCACUCGAAACAUUUAUUUUUUUGUUAUAAGGGCUGUGCCUGUAAAUUAGUGUAUAGUCGUGGGGAGAAUUUAGUUAUCAUUUCUUGUAAAUCAAUUUCAGUGCAAUCAGCCGCGCUCCGUGUUCACAGCUACCACGAGCUAAGUGGUUUAAAUCAAAAUUUUCAGAUGCUCGCACAAAUAUUUGACCUUUGUGCAACUGCGGUUGCGGUUGCUCAAUAAGUAGUGUUUGUGUGAGUUAGAACUGUCUGGGUUAAGAUUCCUGCACCGCGCCAUACUUUAUUAUGUAUUCAGGUCUUGCAAUAAGAAGACAAUAGCGAAAACAAUAGGUUACAUUGGCUAUGAGACUACGGCUUUAAUUUUUUUCAGAAUUGCGUGGGGUUAUUCGGAAACCCUUCCUUUUCUUUCAUGCUGGAAUUUACGUUGAAUUUAUAAUUGGUCUAUAGCGCUUUAGAGUCUUCUGAAAGAAAUUAAUAACUGCAAGAACACUCGCAUAAUUAUCCUUUAAACAAAAUAGACUUGGAAAGAUUUCCAUGCAUGUAACCCCUACACUACUGUAAAACAAUGCCUUGGUCCCAAAGGCAAUCUUUUGUUUUUAACAUUGUCUCUGGUAAUCAAGGAUUCUAGGCAUGAUUAAGUAUGGGGCUGUGCAGAAAUUCUGUCCUAGACUGGGGAUAUAAAAAAAACCUUAUUCCUUUUUAAUCUGAGUUAUGGUAAGAAAUUGGAAGGGUAUGUGUAGAAUAUACCACUCACAUUAAUACCCCUUCUUAGUUAAUAACAGGACACUGAGUUAUUUCUCUUAUAAGCACAGAAAACCCAUUUGUCCAUUAAGACUAAGGUAAUACAUUUACAUAGAGGUACUAAAGGAGGGGUGGGGUUGGGAGAGGGGUCCUUAUCCCAUUUCACACACAACUUUUAAAAACAUUUCUUUCUUAAACAGUAUGUCACACUUCACAAAUCUAAAGAGAAAACUUCAAAUCUCUCCUUACCUUGUAUUUCAGAAAACUUCAUGCAUCACAUAUUCAUUCAGGGCGUAAUCAUAUGUCACAUAUAAACCCUUUGCACUCUUGGCAGUGUUUCAGCUGGAAUAUUUUACUUGAAGGCCAGAGUGGUCCCUGAAGACCAUUUUUAGGGACCUUUUAAGAAAGGGGCCAAGAGGCUCCGUAAAGGCACUUAAAGUCCAAUAUCUUGGAUAGCACAAUGCCUUAACUCUCAGUUUAGUUGUCUUUGGGAAUUAAUUCUUCUAUGUGAAAACAAUUUCCAUUGUCCAUUACAGAGGGGUACAUCAAAAGGCCCAUCAAUUCCAGGAGAGGAACCAUCAGACCCAGAGUAAGUGAUUUGAUAAGUACUCACAUUUUCUGUGGAAGACAUUUCUCUCCCCAGGGGUCAGGAGUAUACACUCUGAAGUGUAGAUUGAAAGGGUGUGUAAAUCACCAAAACACACCUGCAUGGAGAUAUGCCAAAGAUUGCAACACAAUGGCUCAGGGGUUUCAUCAAGGUUUAGAGUAAGGGAAGGGGGGGGGGGCAUCUGACUUUAGCAGAUUAAAUACAGAUGAAGACAAUACAAAAAAGCCAUUGCCAUUCAGUCAAGGGUGACCGUGACCAUGACCUCAUGAUAGAGGUGAUAUUACAGUAAUUAACUGAAAACAAUUUGGGACUUUUACAAUCAACUGCUUAACACAGGGUGACCACUUUAUACAGAUUCAACUUUAAUUACUUUGAAUUCUUGUAAAUAAAUUUUUUUCUGAAUUCUAAAUUUCAAGGAUGGGUAAUCUGGGUGAUAUGGGAAAAGCAGGCAGCCUUCACCAGUACAUGAUGUUAUUACAUGAGAAGUAUGGUCCUAUAGCAGGAUUCUGGUGGGCCAAACAAUACGUUGUUAGUUUAGCAGCUCCAGAGUACUGGAAAGAAAUAAAGUCAAUCUUUGAUAGACCUGGUAAGAAAGAAAAAUUAAAGCUGAAUUUCCUUGAACUGUUUAAAGGAUUAUUUUGAUUAUCCUUAUUACAUAUGUGAACCCUAAACUCCCAAGAUCUCAUUAGAAAUUCUCCUUACUGUCUGCUGUACUUUUUCAUAUCAUGUUAGUUUGGGAAAUUUGAUAUUUGAUCAAGCAAUAAUCCCCUAAAUGAUAUUAACUAUUUACUAACCACAUGUGAAGGCCAUACUCUGGAAUAUUGGCCCAAGGUUGUUGCUAUGCCAAAACAAACAAUUAAGGGCCAAUUUUCCCCAGUAACUCUUGAGCAAGCAAGGUUAGUAAGUAAAGGGGUACGUUUCUAAAGUUCUGUGGUGCUGCGUCGGUGGGAAAGUGUGACAAGGUAAUUUGGUUUUAUCAACUGAGUUGAUAAUGGAAAUUGGCCAACAUAAAAAGUUUCAAAGCUGAUGUUUUGAACAUAAGCUCUUUUUCAGACACUCUAAGGACGAGCUAAUGCUCAAAAUGUCAGCUUUGAAACUGUUUACAGUGGCCAAUUCAUGUUAUUAGCUCAGUUGAUAAAACCAAAUUGCUAGGGUAGUAUGUAGUUUUUAUUACUAGCAGUUGGCACCUGGACCAAACUAAAUUAUCUUAAAUUUGUUGGCUUUUAUGAACAAAAAUACAUGACUUAUGACCCUUUCUGGGAAAAUGAUCCAUAUGGCAAAAUAUGAACCAUUCAAGAACCCAUCAGAAUGCCUGGAUCUACCUCGGGACUGCCUAGCUAUAUGAUAAUUUUCUUUAUUGUCAUCACAUGUCUUCUUGUUAUUGAAAAGGAGAAAUUCUGUCAUGGUCACUCUUUGGAGUAAGAGGGCUGAAAUAACCUCAGUCUAAUGUUUUUGCAUAGAAAUACAGCUGUUUUUGAUAUACAUAGAAAGUUUUGUCACAAGAUAUUUCUAAUUUACAAAUAUUAAGUUUUAUUCAUAAUUGAUUAACCUCUAAAUAAAUUAUAUUUUGCAAACAAAAUCAUAUGGGACAAGUUCUGAUGCAUGCCAUUCUUUCAAACAGACAAGAUGAAUUUUUUCUUUAGGCAUGAGUGCUUUUAGGAACACUUCAGUUAUGUUAUAUUUGCAAAGUCAAAUAUUCUAGACCACCUUCUGAUCUCCAAAACAUUCAUAUGACAUAAAGAAAAUUUCUAGAUGGAAAGGGACUCUGAAAUUGUGAAAGAUGCUGUACUUAUUUCUCAGUUAUAUUAAUAUUCUGUCCAUAUUUCAGGGGAUCUUUUCAGGCUGUUUGAACCGCUCAUUGGCAAGAAAAGUAUCCAGUAUGCCAAUGGUCCAGAAGGAAGAAAGAGAAGACAGUUGAUGGACAGAAGUUUUAGUCAUGAAGCUGUCAAGGACUACUAUGAUCACUUUGUCAAGGUUUCAUACAAUUUUUGCUUUGUUUGCAUUUUGUUCAACAUCACCAGACUCUUUUUUAAAAAUUUUUUCUGCUCCAUUGACAGAAGCAAUACCUACAAAUUGGACUGCACAUUACAAUACUAAUACAAUCUAUGAUACAAUUCUUACAGUAAUGCCACUAAUGAUGUUCUCUUACUUACAAUACUACUAAUUGCUAUAAGUCAGUUACAGAACUACUGUCCAACUAGAUCUACUUAAAAUACUACACUUUUGUGGUACUUUUCAUCACUAAUGAAUGCUACUUAGACUAUAAUUAUUACACUAUCAUGUGACAUUGUAUACAUACUAAAAGCAAACAAACAGACAAAAAACUGGACACGUUUACACCAUUAACAUUACAAUUCUUUUUUAAUUAAUCAAGUCAAUAAUUGUACUAGAACAGUUAGUAUGCUGGACUCAGGGUCACAGUCCUUUGAGCACAAUAGAUAAAUCCUGUCAAUCCAUAGAUCCCAAAAUGAAUUCUUCCCAUUGUCUGCCCUUAUUUCUAAGUUUAACUGUCAAAAUUUAAUAUUAAAAGAAACAAUCCUUAGUUGAAUUUUUCCUGUCUGAGGAGAAAUUACGUAUUGAUCACCCAUGGCAAAGAUGUAAAACUGAAUCUUUAACCAUUGCCUAGCAGUUAGCGUGUCAGACUCUGGGUUGAGAGGUACAGGGUUCAGACAAGGUUUGAGGGUCAUGCUCUUAGGGUUUAGGGUUAACCCUUUAACCCCUAGGAAUGAUAAGUAUCUAAUUUAUCCCAACAGUAUCAGCCUUGAAUCACACUUUAAGGUCAUGAGAAUGAAGGAAAUGUUCACCAACUAAAGGUGCCUUUGAUUUUUAGACAAAUUCUCCUGGUAAAUACUAUAGGAAAUGUAUAGAACUAAUAGCAUGGAGAAUAUGCAUACUGAUGCUGCUAGGGUGUGAAUGGCUAACAAGACAUAUAGCUCUUGCAGUACCUAUCUCCACUCAGUGAUGAAGAUGGGUGAGGGAAAUGUUUGGGAAGCCUGAAAAAAAGCUAGAAAUUUCAGAAUUAUGAACCUUAAUUAAUUUAUGAAGAUUUUUCUUUCCUUCAGAUUGCCAAAGAAACAGCUGACAAGUUUGCUAAGGGUGGUUCUCAAGAACAUAUUCCUUUGGGGAAAAGUAUGAUUGCCAUGGCAAUUAAAGCCAUCUCUGUUGCAGGAAUGGGCCGUUCAUUUAUGGAUGAAAAGGAAGUUGACAAGUUAGCCACAGUAUAUGAUGUGGUAAGACUUCUUUACGUAUAUAGUAUGCUGUUGGUGGAGUGGAAUUAGGAAGGGGUCAUUACUUUACUUACUUGAGGCUAAUGAAAAUUUACAGCUCCCUGCUAAGAGUAAGUCUCAUCACAUCACAUUGCAAACACUCACUUAGUUGCUGCUCCCUUGUCAUGCCCACCUUAAAGUUCGUACAACUCACAUGGUUGUCAUGGCUGUGUUUACACUCAGAUCCAACCAUUGGUAUCACCAAGUUCUCAGUUAGCUCUACCAUGCUCAUCUGCUGUCACGUAGUUUAAAUACUUUUGAAUUUCACUUGUAGUGGAAAAGUUCCCCUUGAGAAACUUAAAUUGAUGAUGCAUAUUGUAAAGUUUUAAAGUUGUGUUAAUGCAUUUGUUCUUCAUAGUGCUGGGAGGAGAUGGAGGAACGUCUCACAUCACCUCCUCCUGGUCCAGACAGUGACAGAGAGAAAAAUUUUCAAAAAGGUACAAGCACAAUAUUAUCUGGUCUAAUGUCUGGUGAAUAUAAAAGAUGUUGUUUUAUUAACUUAUCACAAUUAACCUCACAACCCCUAAAAGUUGAAAGUGCUAAGGAAACUAGGAAGAAGUCUCAGAGUCAAUGAAGUCUCACUAAGAGUGACCAGCAUCUAAAUUUUCCUUACAAUAUCACCCCUGAAUCACAAAUUUAGGUCUCAAGAAUAAGGGAAAUGAUUAACUAAAGCAACUCUUGAUUCUUACACAAAUUCUCCUUGUCAGCCCCUUUGGAAAUGUAUAGAGAACAGUGUGGAGAAUAUGCAGACUGAUGUUGAAGUGUAAAGGGAUUUAUUAAUUUGCAUGAUGUCCUGAUGGCAACCUUGAUGAAUUUUAGAUUUUUCUUCUUUUCUCUCCAUUGUUUUAACCCUCCGUCAUCGUAGAUCUUAAUGUAAAUCUCCUCUCUGUCAGCCAUAUGCUCUCUAUAUCAUUUAAGCUCAGAGAAUUUAGUGCAAAUUAAACUUUAUCCUCUCGACGAUUUUUUUCUCUCUUCUCAUUGCCAUUCUGCUUGAAAAUGGGUGGAUGUGGUAAGGAGAAAUUCUUUCUUGGUCGCCCCUGGGAGUGAAAGGGUCUACCAUUGUGUAGUAAUUUCUGGUGUGGUUUUUGUGUAAGUAUAAAUAUUCCUUUUGGUUUAUGGAAAUUCUUCCUCUUGAGUGUACAUUUUCCAAUUAUUUUCAGCCCGAGCUGAGAUGCAGAAACUUGUCAGAGACCUCAUUAGAAAGAGGCGUCAGGACACAGAAAAAGCUGAAAAGUUAUUCAUUGACUCCAUGUUGGAUAAUGACUUCAUGGAUGAAGAAGAGGUAACUAAUUUAACCUUGUAUCUAAUGACUAUUACCUCAUAUUAAUAAUUAAGGAGGGGCAACAAAGGGUGUGCCUUUUGAGCUGUUUUUGUCUGUUAGGGUAUGGGUCAAGGUGUAGAGUUCCAGGUUACCUUGUGAGUGGAGUUUUGGGGUUCAAGCCUCAGACCAGACCAACUCUUUCGGUCUUUAAAUAACUGUCGAGAAUCAGCUGCCUUAGCUAUGACAUUCUCGUGCUCUCUGAUAAGGACAAUUAACUGUAGGCCCUGUCACUCACAUCUUCAAUGUACUAGUUAGCAGGGGACGUUAAACAACUCACCCAGUUCUUGCAAAGAGUAGGGAACAUAGCUCCUAGUGAUGUGGUCUAACUGAACCUUUAGAUUGAUUAUAAAGGCCCCCAUUUAAACCAGCUGUAAGCUGAACUGAGCCAGCCUGUUUUGAUAUGGCAAAUAUAUAAAUAAAUAGGUUAGUCAUAGCAAUCUCAUCACUGAUGUGAUGUACAAUUAUUUGUUUAAUAUCACAAUUACUUUUUUGCUUCUUGUGUGGCUUGUAUCACACUGUUCCUUAUAAAUUUCUUACAAUACUGUAGGCAGGAUUUGCUUCAAACUAACAAGCUUCUCACUGUUUCCAUUAAAUUCAUGAAAUUAAUGUUUGAUUCAGAGAUUCUUUAGUUGGUGAUCAUUUCAGUCCUUUAUUCCUGUGACCUUAAGAUUUGACCCAAGGGUGGUUUUGUAAGGAGUAAUUAGAUGCUAGUCACUCUUAGGGGUGAAAAUGUAAAUACUUGCAUCUUUCGAAUGAAAGGAUGUGAAUAAGAAACAAGCUUUACUGGUUGAUGUGAUUAAAAUUUUAUCCUUAGUCUUCAUCCUAACUUGGAGAGUACUUAAUGGUGAAUUUUUCAGAAACUUCAACUAAAAUUAAUGAUGGUUUUCAUAUGUAUGUUCUUCUCUCCUUUAUAGAUUUGUGACCAUGUUAUAACCUUUCUUAUCGGAGGAUUCCAUACUACAGGAAACAGUGAGUUCAUAUUGUUUACGAUCCAUCAAUUGCACGUGUGCAUGUUUGGUCUCAACACGCCAUGUGACCAAAUAUUCCCCAGUUAAAACAGAGGGAUAUCGCAGGAUAUCACCUAAGUGAUAUUCCCCAAUUUUCAAACCUUACAUCCACUAUGAUAAGUGUUCAUUUAAAAUUUAAUCCAAGAUGAGAGGGUGAUUUAUGGUUGUUACAGACGAAAGAAAUAUUUGUUUGUUCAGAGUCGUACCAAAGAAUACUCAAAAGAAAAUAUCCCAUAUCAUAUGACAUCCAGAUAUCAUCUUUGUGUCCGAAUGACAGUCUGUCAUGUUUUUCAUUCCACGCUGUUGCGACUCUACUCAUUAUAAUAGAUGGUCACUUAUUACACAUUCACUUUGAGGUGGCUCUUAGCAGAGUGUGAACUUAAAACAAGAUGCUGAACAAUCAGGGCGUUUCCAUAACUUUUUCCAUAAGCGGUUUCCAGUGGUUUAAUUGAAGACCGUGUCGGAGAAAGCUUAAAAUGAGAGACUACUCACUGGCUAAACAGAUGGCAGUGAGAAGUCUUAUCGACAAAGGUAGACCACUGGAACCUGGGUUGUGAACAAUUGAUUUUAGAGGCCACUAGAUAGGUGCAUUUUCCAAUGAGAGCAAAUCUCUGUGUGAAGCAAAGAAGUGAAAAAAAAAUUGUAAACAAAAUUGAACGCUGGAAAUGAUCCCAAUUAAGGAAUUGAUACACCAGCCUUAGAAAGGGUUAGAAUUUGAGUAUAAAUUUUUUUUCUCCAACAGUGAUGAUUUGGUGUUUGUACUUCCUGACCAAACAUCCAGAGAUCCAAGAAAAAGUUUUUGCUGAACUGGAAGAAGUUCUGGGACAGGAGGACAUCAAACCUCAAGUAGUGACAGAACUGACGUAAAUAAAACGUUCCUUUUAUGUUAAUGUAAAAUAACUUACAAAUGGCUCUAAGUAAGAGAUGAGAAUUAGAAAUUUCAUUUACUCCUCAUUUCUCUUGCUUUUCCUAUCCCUUCACACCUAACAUCAGUAUGCACAUUCUCCAUACUGUUCUCUGUACAAUUCUUAAGGCUGACAAGGAGAAUUUGUUUAACAAUCAAGAGCUUUUCUAGUUGGUGAUCAUUUCCUUUAUUCAUAUGGCCUUAGUAUGUGAAUCAGGGGUGAUAUUUUAGGGAGAAAUUAGAUGCUAGUGACUCUUACGGGUGAAAGGGUUUUAAAAUGAUUCCUGUGUUUGCGAGAAAAUGAGGAACGCACGCGUGAGAGACCAGACCAGACUGAUUGUCGCGUGCCUGACUUCUCCCUCGUGUGUGCUGGUCUUAAAUCACUCGUUGUCUUGUCCACACUUUACUUCAGGUACACUCGUCAAGUAAUAGAUGAGACACUUCGUGCUUCAGUACUCGCUCCAUGGGGAGCCAGAUUCCACGAGUACGACCUCCAAGUCGGAGAAUUUGUUAUUCCAAAAGAGGUAAAUCCUUUGCAAUUUACGGUCUAGCGUUAAGAAGUCUUUCCUGGAGUCAAACUUAUGAGGAGUUCUUAUUUUAUAGACCCCCAUUCUUCUUCCGUUUGGAGUUGUAUUACAAGACCAGAAUUUGUGGCCAGAGCCGAAAAGGUAACAGUUAUAGCAGACAAUGAAUUAGAGUUCUCACGUGCUUAGUUAAACUGACUUUCUGAGCGGGGAUCAAAACUUAAACCAAACAAGACUUGUUUACACGCUUUUUCUCGCGCUUUAUGGUUUAUUUGGUGUCGGAUUUUCGACACUCGUUUGAAAUGAGCUCCUCACUUCAUUCAAUUCUCCUGUAUCAGGUUUGAUCCAGAUCGCUUUAGUCUAGAGAACAUCAAACAGCUUCCAAGCCUUGCUUACCAGCCGUUUGGAUUCGCUGGAAAACGCAAGUGUCCCGGAUGGCGGUUCUCGAUCGCGGAGGGACUGGUGUUCUUGUCUGUUCUCAUAAGACGCUUCAAGUUCCAUCUUGUUGAAGGACAGGAAGUGAAACCUGUUUAUCGCCUUGUGACGUCACCAGCUGAGGAGGUCUGGGUCACAGUGACUGAGAGAUGAAUCGUUGGUUCAAUUGUUUUUAAAGGCUGACUCUUGUAGCUCGAUGAUUCGUUGCGGCAUAUAUUUUUAGCAGCGAUUGGUCGCCUACUAUGUUCGAGCCUCUAACUUGAGGGUUUGUUAACUUGAGCAUAAACGAUUUUUCGUGCCAUCGAAGAAAAAAUGGGUGGCGAGACUAUGAUGCACCAAACUCCUGCAAAACACUAACUAUACAGGCUAAACAUUGGAAUGAAAUAUA